UCACGGAAGGUAAAGCUCGCGCUUCUUUCAAGGUAGUUCAAGUUGCACUAGUUCCCUCUCGUUUUUUUUUCUCUCUCUCUUUUUUCCUCCCGAGAUCACCAGAAACCUUGUUUCCAAUAGCGACAGUCAACUCCAACGCCAGUUGUUCACUCUCCGCCCUUCUGCAUUCAUUGAACUUGAAUCCACCACAUCCUCUCGCUCCCUAAGUCGCAAAGCUCAAAAUGGUCAACAAAAUAAUCAGAGAUGCUCUUGAAUGUGUCCCCUACGUUACAAACUACGAGCGUUACCAAAAGACCAUGGAUGCAAUCCAUUCCCGCUCCAAGGUGGUUCUUUGCAGGGUUCUCUUCGACUUAUUUGUGUCGGACAUCAGUGAUCCUGAGACCCUGCAGUCGCGCAUCCACGAGCUUGUCGCCGAGCGCUACGAGCAUGCAGAGUCGAACGAAAACCCACUGCCUACCAAGAGAAAGAGCGAGGAGUCAAAGACGGCGACAUACAUAUCGGAAGGGCCGGAUGAGUGCACCCGUUGUGAAGAGGAGUUUGGACCCGAAGACGAGUCGAAGGGUUGCUUUCGCCAUCCAGGCAUUAUGCAGCUCAACCGUGCGUCCUACUCCUGGUGGACCGAGGAGGGCAUAGAUACCUCUGAGUAUACGUCGAAGGAGCUAAAUGCUCCACAUGAUCGCGAAGAGAACCCAGACGGGUUCACCUGGAGUUGUUGUGGUCUGCCUGGUGGUCGACGGGGUUGCAAACGGUGUCCACACAAGGCAUAUGAGGGCGAUACCGACUACAGUGGAGACAGUGAAGAUAGUGAUGAGGGUGACGAUAGGUGCGGUAGCGAUGAAGGUGAUGAGAGUGAUGGUAGUCAGGGUGGUGAGGAUGACGAGGAUGAUUGA
Molecule: messenger RNA, 890 nt
Organism: Neurospora hispaniola
Lineage: Eukaryota; Fungi; Ascomycota; Sordariomycetes; Sordariales; Sordariaceae
Exons: 3
Coding region: 222-890 (222 amino acids)
Source: RefSeq, a predicted model, not a curated record